AUGGUUAUAAUGAACGGGGACGGAGAUAAAUACAAAAUUUUAGAAAAUAAAGGGCUCCGCCUUGCACAACACAUAUAUACAUCAAUGGCUUCCGGUAAGAAAACUUUCGUUUUCAAUGAAGUUUCCACGCACAACAAAACCAAAGACUGUUGGCUUAUUAUCGAGGGAAAGGUUUAUGAUGUAACACCAUUUAUGGAAGACCACCCUGGAGGUGAUGAAGUUCUCCUAGCAGCAACUGGGAAGGAUGCAACGAGUGAUUUUGAGGAUGUUGGGCAUAGUGAUGAUGCACGAGGGAUGAUGGACAAAUAUUACAUUGGUGAGAUAGACAGGUCAACUGUUCCUUUGAAACGUGUUUUUAUUGGCAAGGAAAGGAACUACAACCCUGACGACACUUCAGCAGUCAUCAUCAAGAUAUUACAGUUUCUGGUGCCUCUACUCAUCUUGGCCUUGGCUUUUGCUGUCAGAUCCUACACCAAAGACAACUCCGCCUCCGCUUGAACCACACCACAGAAAUAAUUACAUCACAUUUUUCUUGUUUUUAACACACACACACACACACACACACACACACA
This is a messenger RNA of Lactuca saligna, 572 nucleotides long. Lineage: Eukaryota; Viridiplantae; Streptophyta; Magnoliopsida; Asterales; Asteraceae. The record is from the annotation of a GenBank genome assembly.